This is a messenger RNA of Ochotona princeps (American pika), 2366 nucleotides long. It is a transcript of the gene GLIS2, whose product is annotated as GLIS family zinc finger 2. Gene Ontology annotation, cellular component: nucleus. Gene Ontology annotation, biological process: smoothened signaling pathway; regulation of transcription by RNA polymerase II. Gene Ontology annotation, molecular function: DNA-binding transcription factor activity, RNA polymerase II-specific; RNA polymerase II cis-regulatory region sequence-specific DNA binding. The record is from RefSeq and is a predicted model, not a curated record. The transcript has 7 exons. Bases 538 to 2100 code for a protein of 520 amino acids. NCBI's taxonomy places the organism in Eukaryota, Metazoa, Chordata, Mammalia, Lagomorpha, Ochotonidae.
GCCCUCCUGCGCGCCCCUCCCCCGGCCCAGCGCCCGGUCGCCCCCUCCCCCGACGCGCACGCCCCGCCUGGCAGCUGGCGCCCCGGGCCUGGGGCCGCAGCGGCAAGAGGGGUUUGCUGGAAGGGCGGGAGCUGGCGAGCGAGGGAGGGAGGCUGCCCCCCGCGCCCCUCCUCCUUGCCUCCUCCGCUGCCGCGGCCCCUCCUCCCGCCGCCUGCCUCCUCCCUCCUCCCUCCCUCCCUAAGACAUCCCCGCACGGCCCGGCCGCCGCGGCCACCUUCCCUGCCCGAGCUGCAGAUGUGGCGGAGCGGCCGGGCGCCGGGCGGCCGUGCCAGGGGAGUCCGCGCCCCGUGAGCCUCGCGCCCCGGCCCCCGCCCGCUCCGGCCCCUCCCCCCGCUCAUCCCCCUGCCGACCCCCGACCGCCGGAGCCCGCAACCGGGAGCCCCGUCGCCCCCGUCGCCGAGGUUCCUGCCUAAAGCCCAGCAGGGAGCCCCUGCCCACUGCCUGCACGACGCGAGCACCCCACCCAUCGCCAUUGCCAUGCAUUCCCUGGACGAGCCGCUUGACCUGAAGCUGAGCAUCACCAAGCUCCGGGCGGCGAGAGAGAAGCGGGAGAGGACACUGGGUGUGGCCCGGCACCGCGCUGUGCACCGGGAGCUCGGUCUGGUGGAUGACAGUCCUACACCUGGCUCCCCGGGCUCCCCACCCUCAGGCUUCCUACUGAACCCCAAGUUCCCUGAGAAGGUGGAGGGGCGCUUUUCCACAGCCCCUCUGGUGGACCUCAGCCUGUCCCCACCAUCUGGGCUGGACUCCCCGACAGGCAGCACCUCGCUGUCCCCCGAGAGGCAGAGCAGUGGAGACCUGUCUGCAGCGCCUGCAGCCCCGGACUUCCAACGCUGCCUGGAUGGUGUCCCUAGCUCCUUCCACUUCUUCCUGCCCCUGGGCUCUGGGGGUGCCUUGCACCUGCCCGCAUCCUCCUUCCUCACCUCCCCUAAGGACAAGUGCCUCUCACCAGAGCUGCCCCUGCCUAAGCAGCUGGUGUGUCGCUGGGCCAAGUGCAACCAGCUCUUUGAGUUCCUGCAAGACCUGGUGGACCACGUCAACGACCACCAUGUCAAACCUGAGAAGGAUGCUGGGUACUGCUGCCACUGGGAGGGCUGUGCCCGCCAUGGCCGCGGCUUCAACGCCAGGUACAAGAUGCUGAUUCACAUCCGCACACACACCAACGAGAAGCCGCACCGCUGCCCCACCUGCAACAAAAGCUUCUCCCGCCUGGAGAACCUGAAGAUCCACAACCGGUCCCAUACCGGUGAGAAGCCCUACGUGUGCCCCUACGAGGGCUGCAACAAGCGCUACUCCAACUCCAGCGACCGCUUCAAGCACACACGCACACACUACGUGGACAAGCCCUACUACUGCAAGAUGCCUGGCUGCCACAAGCGCUACACAGACCCCAGCUCACUGCGCAAGCACAUCAAGGCCCAUGGCCACUUUGUGUCACAUGAGCAGCAAGAGCUCCUACAGCUGCGCCCACCCCCAAAACCUCCGCUGCCUGCCCCUGACGGCGGCCCCUACGUUAGUGGGGCCCAGAUUAUCAUCCCCAACCCUGCGGCCCUCUUUGGAGGCCCUAGCUUGCCCGGCCUGCCCCUGCCCCUGCCCCCUGGCCCCCUUGACCUCAGUGCCCUGGGCUGUGGGAAUGGUGGGGGUGGUGGGACUGGUGGGGGCAUGGGCCCUGGGCUGCCGAGUCCCGUCCUGCCCCUCAACCUGGCCAAGAACCCAUUGUUGCCCUCACCCUUUGCAGCUGGUGGACUGGGCCUGCCUAUGGUCUCCCUCCUCGCCAGCUCCGCUGGCGGCAAGGCUGAGGGGGAGAGAGGACGUGGGUCAGCGUCCACCCGGGCCCUGGAGGGCCGAAAGACACCCCUUGAAAGGACGGAGAACAGUCGCUCCCGGCCAGGCCCUGACGGACUCCCUCUGCUGCCAGGCACCGUGCUAGACCUAUCUACGGGCGUCAGCUCGGCAGCCAGCAGCCCGGAGGCCCUCAACCCUGGCUGGGUGGUCAUCCCUCCAGGCUCUGUGCUACUGAAGCCGGCUGUGGUGAACUGAGCCACCCCAGGCAGCUGUGGCAUCCCUGACGAACAGAAACCCUCUGUGAAAUAGCAAUAAUGUCCUUGACCGGGCAGCAAGGAUGGUGCUAGAAAGUCGUUGCUGGCUUCCUGGCUACCAAGUGAGGACUUGGACCCGCCGUCCAACAAGAGCUGUGCUCUUGGCUCUUGGGUGCUGAGGCCUCGCUCACCCCUAGCCCUCCUGCCCCACAGCUUUGGUGAGGCUCCCUCCCCCACCAGCCUCCCACCCUGGUGCCUCCCCUCAUG